Molecule: messenger RNA, 2400 nt
Organism: Aedes albopictus (Asian tiger mosquito)
Lineage: Eukaryota; Metazoa; Arthropoda; Insecta; Diptera; Culicidae
Exons: 2
Coding region: 87-1100 (337 amino acids)
Molecular function (GO): protein binding
Source: RefSeq, a predicted model, not a curated record
AACAGAGGAAUGCAGUUUGAUUUAGUUUCCGUACUACAUUAGUGGUAUACUAGUUUUAUAAUUAGUCGCAAACUAAGCUAGUCAAGAUGAACUUCAACCUCGGUGGAUUGCUUUUCGUAUUCAUGAUCUACCAGCCAUCGACCGCCGUCGAGAAGAUUCAUUCGUGUCUACCGGGCAGCGUCAAGAACAUCUGCAUCCUCGAUCAUGUGUUUUACAAUCGAUCUCUAAAUAUCAAGCACAUAUUUCCGCAAAACUACUCCAUAGUUCACAUUGGAAACGAUGGAUGGAAAAAGGGAAUCAAUUCCGUAAUCCAAGCGUUCGACGGGCAACUGUACGCAGAACUUGGCCAUCCACCUGUGCUGGAGAGUCUGACUGCCGAAGUAGAGAUGCUAGAAAUACCCCGAGCUCUAAGCUAUGCCAACUUUGCCGGUAAUCGGAUAGAGGCCUUCUGGAUCGAAGAAGGUGAUGCUGAACCCCAAUUGUCGUAUCUCGAUCUUGGCCAGAAUGGUUUAUCCCGUUUGACUAACAUUACCGCUUUUGUGAACUUGGAGACGAUCUACCUGCAGGCCAACCAGCUAGAGGUGCUGGAGCUGUACGUGUUCAAGAACUUCACUAAGCUCAAAGUUCUAAACCUGAACUACAACCUUUUCACCGUCCUAUCAGGAGAUUUAUUUCCACCGUCCCUAAUCUACCUGGGGCUCGAGUACAACGAUAUGACAACCCUGGACUACGGUACUCUUCAGCUUCCCUCACUAAAAGUUCUCAACAUCGGGCAGAACUCUCUCCGGACGAUCGAUGUGGCCCAGCUGCUUCUCGGCUUACCAAAACUCGAAGUUCUUCGCCUAUCGCAUAACAAACUAUCACAUGAGUCAUUACGCUCGGCGUUGGAAGUACUCCGGCAGCGCAACAUCAGCUAUCGAGAUGAAUCCUCGAAAGUUUCCUGCUACUACGACAGCGAGCAGAUCGAAGGAGUAUGCAUGGAACGGCAACCAACGGUCGGUGGAAGAGUUAAGAUCGUUUUACUCAGCAUUCUGUCUGUUUUGAUUGCGAUAUUGUUUGUACUGCUGAUGUAUUGGGUGUACGUCUUUAUGAACAAGUGAGCAAUGUACUAGGCGGAAGUAACAAAAUUAUUACAGGUUGUGUUAUUUUGUUACAAUUGUUUUUGUAACAACGCACGGUUGUUAUAAAACAUGUAUCGUUAAGUAGUUAAAACAUUAGUUGGACGCGUAACAAUGUGUUUUAUAUUUGUAAUAAGAUCAUACCACAGACAAACAGACGUAACUCUAAGAGGAAAUUCAUUAAAAACUUUUAUCCGGUGUCUUUUUCAUGAGCACACUGCCACCUGUUGAUAGAACCGCGCGAGACACUGUCGGCCAUGAUGGAUUUCGAUUUGACGUUUAUCUAACACGCACACUACUACACAAAUUGCCUGUAAUUUUCGCUUGCAUCAUUCAGUAACGUGCACACUGGCAAACGUCAAAGUGAUCGAACGCUAGCGCCUAUGGCGUAAGGAUCGCGCAAAUCAAAUGAAAUUUGAAUUGAUCGUUAAAUGCAUGUGCCAAGCCGUUUUGAUGAGUGUUACGUCUUUUUGUCUGUGAUCAUACUAAACUUUGUUAUAUUAUUACUACUUACUUUCAGUCCUGAGCACCCUUGGUGCUGCAGAAGGCCGAAUUGAAAGAUCUCCAUCCUGGGCGAUUGCCAGCCAUCGUCUUGACCUGUGGCCAGGUCAAAUUUCUGUCGACUUCCUUUAUUUCCUUGUUGAGGCUGCGCCGCCAUGAGCCUCUGGGUCUACCUCUGCUGCGAUGUCCUGGUGGGUUUCAAUCCAACGCUUGUUUGCAGAUUUCAUUCCUGCUUCUGCAUAAAUUGUGACCGACCCACCUCCACUUUCGCUCCAGAAUUUCUGUCCCUAUCGACUUUUUAUGACAUCGACGAUGGACCGACACGUUGGGGAUCCAAUUGUGAGGCCUUACCUUACCUUACCGAUCAGGCUAAGGCCGGGGUGGCCUCUGCUGUACAUAGUAGCCGUCUCCAUUCCACUCGGUCCAUGGCUGUUUGUAUCCAGUUCCGCAUUCUGCGUAGAGUCCGCAGAUCGUCCUCCACUUGGUCGACCCACCUAGCUCGUUGAGCUCCACGUCUUCUUGUACCGGUCGGAUGAAUCUCGAGAACCAUUUUAGUCGGGUUGCUAUCCGACAUCCUGAUGACGUGACUCGCCCACCGUAGCCUCCCGAUUUUCACGGUAUGGAGGAUGGUUGGUUCUCUUAGCAGCUGAUGCAGCUCGUGGUUCAUUCGCCUUCUCCAAGUCCCGUCUUCCAUCUGCACUCCGCCAUAGAUGGUACGCAACACCUUCCGUUCGAAAACUCCAAGGGCGCGUUGGUCCUCUGCACGUAGGGUCCAUGUUUC